Neofelis nebulosa (Clouded leopard) is the source of this 484-nucleotide messenger RNA. RefSeq names its product protein mono-ADP-ribosyltransferase PARP15-like. Lineage: Eukaryota; Metazoa; Chordata; Mammalia; Carnivora; Felidae. The coding region runs from base 1 to 369 and encodes 122 amino acids. The record is from RefSeq and is a predicted model, not a curated record. The transcript has 4 exons.
AUGGUAAGGGGAGGGCACACGCCGGUUGGGUGGGUCUGGGGCGGUGACAGUGGACCAGCGAAGCUGGGGAGAGCUGCGCCGUGCUUCUCUGGGCCCAGACACAAGAAGAACUUGCGCACCAACUUGUGGCUGUGCGAACAGAGCCCAAGCGAUCGGGAGGCCGGGAGGCCGAGGUCGGCGGGGAGCCCGGCAGCCCGACCCGCUUCCUGGCCCCCUUCCUCCGGGAGGAUGUCAAGAGACCAAGCCAGCUGGAAAAAUGAUCUUUCCAACAGACAUGUGAUAGCCUCAACCCAAACCAAAGAAGGUCUAAAGCUUGUGAUGAUAAGUGGAGAUGUUAUUUAUUUCCAGAUGGCAUACACUCAAGAUUAAUGAAAGGAGAAUUCUUCUGAGAAAUUUGGAGACUCAUGGAUUAUAAGCCACUGGAAAUAUUCUUUGCUUUUGCUGCAUCUAAUGAGAUAGCAGCAGGGAGGCAGCCAGCCAGUUU